Messenger RNA from Podarcis lilfordi (Lilford's wall lizard), 4687 nucleotides. The record is from the annotation of a GenBank genome assembly. Lineage: Eukaryota; Metazoa; Chordata; Lepidosauria; Squamata; Lacertidae.
AUGGCCGGCCGGGGGAAGCUGAUCGCGGUUCUGGGCGACGAGGACACCGUGACCGGGUUCCUGCUGGGCGGCGUCGGCGAGCUCGACAAGCACCGGCGCCCCAACUUCCUGGUGGUGGAGAAGGAGACGGCGCUGGCCGAGAUCGAGGACGCUUUCCGGUGAGGGGGGGGCGCGGUUGCCGGGGAGACGGCGCGGGAGAGACCAAGGCGCCCACAGGGGCGGGGGGGGCGGGAGAGACCAAGGCGCCCACAGGGGCGGGGGGGGGCGGGAGAGACCAAGGCGCCCACAGGGGCGGGGGGGGGGCGGGAGAGACCAAGGCGCCCACAGGGGCGGGGGGGGGGGCGGGAGAGACCAUUCUGCGGGCACGGGGGGGAUCCUCUUUGUGUGUGUGUGUGUGUGUGUGUGUAGAUAUAUGCAAAUCGGCAAGAACAGAUAUAUAUGUGUGUGUGUGUGUGUGUGUGUGUGUGUGUAUGUAUAUACAGUGGUACCUCGGGUUACAGACGCUUCAGGUUACAGACUCCGCUAACCCAGAAAUAUUACCUUGGGUUACGAACUUUGCUUCAGGAUGAGAACAGAAAUCGCGUGGCUGCAGUGGGAGGCCCCAUUAGCUAAAGUGGUGCUUCAGGUUAAGAACAGUUUCAGGUUAAGAACGCACCUCUGGAAUGAAUUAAGUUCUUAACCCGAGGUACCACUGUAUAUGCAAAUCUGCAAGAACAGAUAUAUAUGUGUGUGUGUGUGUGUUUGUAUAUAUAUAUAUAUUUAUGUAUGUGUAUGUUUAUAUAUAUAUAUGUUUAAAAAGCUCCAUUAUCCGCUUGUUCUCCUUCUCUGAAUUUUAUUGAUGUUCCCCGCCUUUUUCCUCUCCUCCGAGGAGCCCCAUAGGGGCAUUUACAUGGCUCCCCACCCCCCAUCUCAAACAGCCCUGCAAGGGAGGCUGGGCUGAGAGAUGCAGAGGUUGCCCGGCAAGGUCGCCCCCAGUGACCUUGCUUGGCCGUCUGGUGGGAUUCGAACCAAGGGCCUGGUUCUCAUAAAUGUGGCUUGCUUCUGUCAUUGUCUGUUUCCUGUUUCUUACAUUUCAGAUGCUCUGCUGUGCAACAAUGGCCCUUCCCAAAGCAGAAGGGGAAACAGACAGUGGGGAGGGUGGGUCCUGGGCCCUAGAGCUUGUGCAGCCUCGCCCCAGGGGCACGGUUGGCGCUGUGGUCUAAACCACUGAGCCUCUUGGGCUUGCCGAUCAGAAGGUCAGGAGUUCGAAUCCCCGUGACGGGGUGAGCUCCCAUUGUUCAGUCCCAGCUCCUGCCAACCUAGCAGUUCGAAAGCACGUCAAGUGCAAGUAGAUAAAUAGGUACCACUCUGGCAGGAAGGUAAACUGUUUCCAUGCGCUCUGGUUUCCGUCACGGUGUCCCAUUGCGCCAGAAGCAGUUUAGUUUUGCUGGCCACAUGACCCGUGAAACUGUCUGUGGACAAACGCCGGCUCCCUUGGCCUGAAAGCAAAAUGAGCUGCAACCCCAUGGUCGCCUUGGACUGGACUUAACCGUCCAGGGGUCCUUUACCUUUACCUUAUCUUCAGGCAGGGGUCAGCAAACUUUUUCAGCAGGGGGCCGGUCCACUGUCCCUCAGACCUUGUGGGGAGCCGGUCUAUAUUUUGGGAGAAAAAUGAACGACUUCCUACGCCCCACAAAUAACCCAGAGAUGCAUUUGAAAUAAAAGGACACAUUCUACUCUUGUAAAAACACACUGAUUCCCGGACCGUCCACAGGCCGAAUUUAGAAGGCAAUUGGACCGGAUCCAGCCCCCGGGACCUUAGUUUGCCUACCCAUGCCUUAGGCUGAUGCCACGCGUAGUUUAGGGAUGGCAUAUGAAUCCAGGCCGCUGAGUGCAACCCAACAAAAGCCGACCAUAUUUACACUCCACUGCAAUUUCGUGGUACUUUCCACAGCUUGCGUUGCAGUCAUUGCAGAGCAACGUUGCCUCCUGAAGUCUGUGAUUCCUGCAUUGGACUAGACCAGAGGUUCCCAACCUUUUUUGACCAUGCCCCACCUAAGCAUCUCUAAAAUCCUGAUGCCCCCCACCCCAUGACACAUAAUUCUUAUUAUUCGAAAAGCGAAUUCCUAUUCACGUGGAGGAAGCUUGAAAGGCCAGUCACUGUUAAUAACUCAUUCUCGAAUUGCCCCUCUUAAAAAUCGAAUAUUUAUGUCCCAACCCUGCAAGUCUAAGCCCCUUGGCUGCAAUCUUUCUGUUGAUCUUGAAUGGCCGCCUUUUGUGGACAUGCAGGCAUGUCCAACAGGUGGAUCAUGAUCUAAUGGUGGAUCACUGGUUGAUCAUUGGCUCCCCUAAAAGAAGCUCAGCCACUUUGCCCUGCACCCCAAAAAGGAGGGUAGAUCACUGCCAGUUUUUAACUCUGUGAGUAGAUCGCAGUCUCUUGGGAGUUGGCCACUCCUGGUGUACAGCAAAGGGAACGGGUGGCUUUCUUUCUCCCCCCACCCCUUUCCGGAAGAAGCUGGGUUCAGGCAGUGCUCUGUUUACACACAAACACCCUGUCCCAGCCAGGCCCUUCGGAUCCGGCCGCAGCCGCCCUCCACCAGCCCUCUCUGCUCCCUGGCACCCAACGAAGGACCUGCCUGCUCUUCUGUGACCUUGAGGAAGCUCCUUGCAGCGGAUCCUUCUGUUGGAUGUGCCCUUUCCAGACCCAGGGGGCUGGUGGCUCUGUGGCAGGCAAUUUAUCCAACCUUGGCCGGUGCAUACGAAGCAGGGAAGCCUUACGGGAUGUGUGGUGUGUAAAUAGGCCCACCAACAAGAAGUAGCAAUAAGAAAAGAAGAAAUGUAAUAAUAUCGGAAUUAGCCCCAUAGGUUAUACACCGUACAUAUGAACUGUAUAUGUUGCACAUACUGGAAUAGACCUUUAUGAUAGCAAAUAACCAGUAAAUUUUUUCACAGUUGUUAUCAUUCAGCCUGUUGCGCUUUGUGUAUUGUGACAACUGUAUUUGCUUAGCAAGGACUCAAUCUCCCAUCAGCCCCAGCCAGUUGCUAGGGAUUAUGGGAGUUUUAGCCCAUGCAAGCAGGAGUUGUGUUGGUACUGCACCUCACAGCCCAUAAUCUCCCUGCCUGCCACCCUCUCUGUUCCUGAACUUGCAAUGGGGCAGGGUCCACUUCUGAGAUUGUCCCUCCUUCAAUCCAGCGUGGGUUCUGCGCUGGUCUUGUGGAAUCGUAGAGCUGGAAUGGAGCCUGAUGGUCCUCUAACCCCCUGAAGUUGUUGUUAUUGUUGCAGAUUACACAAUAAUAAUGAAAUAAGAAUUUAUUAUUUAUACCCCACUCAUCUGACUGCAUUUCCCCAGCCACUCUGAGCAGCUUCCAGCAAAAUAUUGAAAUACAAUAAUUCAUCAAAUAUUAAAAGCUUCCCUAAACAGGGCUGCCUUCUAAAAGUCUGGUAGUUGUUUUUCUCUUAGACAUCUCAUGGGAGGGUGUUCCACAGGGCGGGAGCCACCACUGAGAAGGCCCUCUGCCUGGUUCCAUGCAACCUCACUUCUCACAGGGAGGGAACCACCAGAAGGCCCUCGGCGCUGGACCUCAGCAUCCGGGCAGAACGAUGGGGGUGGAGACACUCCUUCAGGGAUACAGGACUGAGGCCGUUUAGGGCUUUAAAGCACCAACACUUUGAAUUGUGCUCGGAAACGUACUGGGAGCCAGUGUAGGUCUUUCAGGACCGGUGUUAUAUGGUCUUGGCGGCCUCUCCCAGUCACCAGUCUAGCUGCCGCAUUCUGGAUUAGUUGUAGUUUCCGGGUCACCUUCCAAGGUAGCCCCAAGUAGAGCGCAUUGCAGUAGUCCAAGCGGGAGCUAACUGGCGAGACAGUCUGCGGGCAGGUAGGGUCUCAUCCUGCGUAGCAGAUGGAGCUGAUAAACAGCUGCCCUGGACACAGAAUGGACCUGCGCCUCCAUGGACAGCUGUGAGUCCAGAAUGACUCCCGGGCUGUGCACCUGGUCCUUCAGGGGCACAGUUACCCCAUUCAGGACCAGGGAGUCUUCCACACCUGCCUGCCUCCUGUCCCCCAAAAACAGUACAGUAGUACCUCGGGUUAAGAACUUAAUUCGUUCUUAACCUGAAACUGUUCUUAACAUGAAGCAUCACUUUAGCUAAUGGGGCCUCCCGCUGCUGCCGCGCCACUGGAGCACGAUUUGUGUUCUCAUCAUGAAGGAAAGUUCUGAGGUACUAUUUCUGGAUUAAUGGAGUCUGUAACUUGAAGCGUCUGUAACCCGAGGUACCACUGUACUUCUGUCUUGUCAGGAUUCAACCUCAAUAUGUUCGCCGCGAUGCAACGCUUUGAGAUAUAAAUGGGACAACGUUUGCCCCUUGUCUGCUGUUGCAACCGGCUCCAGGUACCAGUCACCCAGCCGGCCUGGCGGCUGUCUCCUGGUCCCCAGAGAGUACUAGGGACACCCCUUUGGGGCAGGCCAGCAGUGACCCUCUUUUGUUCUGCCCUUCCCUAUCCUCAGGAGCUUCCUGUGCCGCGACGACAUUGGCAUCGUCCUCAUCAACCAGUACAUUGCGGAGAUGAUCCGGCACGCCAUCGACGCCCACACCAAGUCCAUCCCGGCGGUUCUGGAAAUCCCCUCUAAGGAGCACCCUUACGAUGCCUCCAAAGACUCGAUCCUGCGCCGCGCCAAGGGAAUGUUCUCCGCUGAGGACCUGCGGUAG